GUUUAUAAUUUCACAUAAGUGACCCAUUCGUCUUCUUUGUAUGGGUCCCCAGUAAUUUGAAAACUCCUUUCUCGGCGUAUCUGAGAUCGUUCCGGCUAGCUUGAUCCAAUCCGGAGGAAUAAUGGCUCCGGUGUCGGCGCUGGCCAAGUAUAAGCUGGUGUUUCUGGGAGAUCAAUCCGUGGGAAAGACGAGCAUCAUCACUCGAUUCAUGUACGACAAAUUCGACAACACUUACCAGGCCACGAUUGGUAUUGAUUUUCUAUCGAAAACAAUGUACCUUGAAGACCGAACUGUCAGGCUGCAGCUAUGGGAUACAGCUGGGCAAGAGAGGUUCAGGAGUCUUAUUCCCAGUUACAUUAGGGACUCUUCUGUUGCUGUUAUUGUCUAUGAUGUUGCAAGCAGGCAAUCCUUCCUAAACACUACUAAGUGGAUCGAUGAGGUUAGGACCGAGCGUGGUAGUGAUGUCAUUGUUGUACUUGUGGGAAAUAAAACCGACCUUGUGGACAAAAGGCAAGUGUCGAUAGAGGAAGCAGAAGCUAAGGCUCGUGAGCUUAAUGUAAUGUUUAUCGAAACCAGUGCCAAAGCAGGCUUCAACAUUAAGGCGCUUUUCCGUAAGAUAGCAGCAGCUUUGCCAGGAAUGGAAACACUGUCUUCCACAAAGCAAGAGGACAUGGUUGAUGUCAAUCUCAAAUCUUCCAAUGCAAAUGCAUCUUUGGCUCAACAGCAAUCAGGAGGAUGCUCUUGUUAGAACAACAACUAAACACACACACACACACAAAAGUCCUCGAGCCUUCGCAUUAUCCCAAACACUAUCAUCGUUCGUCUGUAAAAUUUUUGCCUGCUUUAUAAUCAGAUUUUUUUUAGAGUGACUUUGUCUUUGGAGUUUCAAAUACUCUGCUUCAGCACUGUGAUUUGUAUGUCUAUGAUUUUAAUUAUAUAACUGUGAGCACACUCA
This is a messenger RNA of Raphanus sativus (radish), 955 nucleotides long. RefSeq names its product ras-related protein RABH1b. The transcript has 6 exons. The record is from RefSeq and is a predicted model, not a curated record. NCBI's taxonomy places the organism in Eukaryota, Viridiplantae, Streptophyta, Magnoliopsida, Brassicales, Brassicaceae. Gene Ontology annotation, molecular function: GTPase activity; GTP binding. The coding region runs from base 122 to 748 and encodes 208 amino acids.